AUGACACUUUAUUUACGCAACUUUAUCUUAGUAUUUGUCCUCACUACGGGUAUCUUUGCCGCUUCCUUGAACAAAGUUGGUGAAUAUGGGACUUAUUUGAAUCCAAAUCCACGUAGAACUACCAAAUGUGAACCAAAUGAUUUAGUCAAGCUAUCCACUUGUUGUAAUGACGUUCUUUCCAAAUUGGAUGAAUGCAAACCUAACGAUUUAGCUUGUGAAUGUUGUGCUUUGCAAAGUAUUGAUGAUGAAUGUUAUCACUUGUGUCCUGGGAAUCCCAAUACCAACUUCUUGACUGUGUUGUUGCUGGAUUGUGCUGAAAUGAAUGAGGUCAAUGCUUGUUCUUUGCCUUUUAAGAAAGAAGACCCUGAGCCACCUAGAAAAAGUAUUGUGAGGGUAGAUGAAGAGGAUCCUAGAGUUUUGGAUGAUGCAGUUGAUGCCAGUCUACAAAGUAAAGUUUACAAUGUUGAGUCUUUAACUAAACAACCCCAUUUUAAAAACCUGAACUUCGACUUGUUGCCAGAUGAUGAAAAUGCAAAUAAAGAGAAUGGAGGCCAAGUGGGUGCUACAGAUAGAGCAGUUGUUAUGGAGGACACAACAGUGAUUGCCGUUAAUGCUUCUUCCAAUUAUUCAAACUCAUCAACAGUUGGUUUAUUGAAUGAACAACAAUCAGGUACAAUUGGAUUUAAUUUACCAAAUAUGGCGAUACUCUUCAUCUUUGCAAUAUUGGUUGCUGUUCAUUAA
Molecule: messenger RNA, 741 nt
Organism: Lodderomyces orthopsilosis Co 90-125
Lineage: Eukaryota; Fungi; Ascomycota; Pichiomycetes; Serinales; Debaryomycetaceae
Gene: PGA43
Product: Pga43p
Exons: 1
Coding region: 1-741 (246 amino acids)
Source: RefSeq, a predicted model, not a curated record